AAAAAAAUUAUUUGAAGGCAUUCAGCAGCUUUAGCGCCCUCAUCUUUUGUACCUCACUUAUGCAAAAACAGCUAUUCUGAAAAAGAAAAACCUUUAACAGAGAAGAAAACUGGAGAAAGAUGCAGAGCAGCAGGAAGAGGAGGGCAUCUGACAGAUAAAACGAGGGAGCUCUGCAGCAGGAUCCCUACAGUGCUGUACACAGAACUGCGUGACUGGUCUCUGCAAGCAGAGGGAGGAGAGAGGAGAGAAGGGAGGAAGGUAGGAGAGAAAGAAAGGGGGAGGGGAGGCAAUUCAGUGCAGUGCUAGCAGACUGGAUGAGUAGCAGCCAUGGCAUAAGAAGCAACAUCAGCACCACUAGCUGUAGCAUCUUUCUUUGUGGCUGCUGGAGGCUGUGUUGUGGCUGCUCUACCAUUAACAGCCACAAGACAUACACACACACACACACACACACACAAAUAUUUGGACACAGACGCUCCUCGUGCUUGCCUCAUACACACACAUGUCGUGGUGGCCACCAGAGAAGAGGUAGUAAGUGACGGGGCUCGGGGGACAGAGGGACACAGGAAGAGGAAACCGGGACGACUGGUGGUAGUGCAAACAGGAGGAGGGCUGGAGCGACCGUGACUGGAGCAGCAGCAACAGUAGCAGCGGCACCAUGGCGCAAGCCGCCAAGCAGCUCCGCAAGACCAAGGACCUUGCGGAGGCCGCCGCCCAGGAGCAGAGGGAGAAGGAGGAGGAAAAGAUAAAAAAGAGGAAUCGAUCCAGGGACCGCAGGCGCAAGGCAGAUGCAGCCACCAGCUUUCUGCGCGCAGCUCGUUCAGGGAACCUGGACAAGGCGCUCGAUCACAUCAAGAAUGGAAUCGACAUCAACACAGCUAAUCAAAAUGGUCUUAACGGGUUACACCUCGCCUCCAAAGAAGGCCACGUCAAAAUGGUCUUGGAAUUACUCCAUUCUGGCAUUGAGCUGGAAGCAACUACAAAGAAAGGGAACACUGCUCUCCAUAUCGCAGCGCUGGCAGGGCAGGAGAAGGUGGUGGCUGAGCUCGUCAACUAUGGUGCCAAUGUUAAUGCCCAGUCACAUAAAGGGUUCAGUCCUCUCUACAUGGCAGCACAGGAGAACCAUUUAGAAGUGGUCAAAUUUCUGCUUGAAAAUGGUGCCAAUCAAAGUCUCCCAACUGAGGAUGGCUUCACUCCCCUUGCAGUGGCCCUACAGCAGGGCCACGAAAACGUAGUGGCACUGCUCAUCAACUAUGGCACCAAGGGCAAGGUCCGCCUCCCUGCCCUGCACAUUGCUGCAAGAAACGAUGACACGCGCACUGCUGCAGUUCUCCUGCAGAACGACCCCAACCCCGAUGUUCUUAGCAAGACUGGUUUCACACCUCUGCAUAUUGCAGCUCACUAUGAAAAUAUGAGUGUAGCCCAGCUGCUGCUGAACAGAGGAGCGAAUGUAAACUUUACCCCCAAGAAUGGCAUCACACCCCUUCAUAUAGCCUCUAGGAGGGGCAACGUAAUGAUGGUCAGACUAUUGCUGGACAGAGGAGCACAGAUUGAUGCCAAAACUAAGGAUGAGCUGACUCCUCUCCACUGUGCAGCUAGGAAUGGUCAUGUUCGCAUUAUUGAGAUCCUGCUAGAACACGGUGCUCCCAUCCAGGCUAAAACCAAGAAUGGUCUGUCCCCCAUCCACAUGGCAGCUCAGGGGGAUCACAUGGACUGUGUCAGGCAGCUACUCCAGUACAAUGCUGAGAUUGAUGAUAUCACACUCGACCAUUUAACUCCUCUUCAUGUAGCAGCCCACUGCGGUCACCAUCGCAUGGCCAAAGUUCUCCUGGACAAGGGGGCCAAAGCCAAUGCACGGGCUCUGAAUGGCUUCACACCUUUGCAUAUUGCUUGCAAGAAGAACCACAUGCGGUCUAUGGACCUGCUGCUUAAGCACUCUGCUUCCUUGGAGGCUGUCACAGAGUCUGGUCUCACUCCUCUUCAUGUAGCAGCUUUCAUGGGGCAUCUGAACAUAGUGAAAAACCUGCUCCAAAGAGGGGCUUCACCCAAUGCUUCCAAUGUGAAAGUGGAGACUCCUCUUCAUAUGGCCUCCAGAGCAGGACACUGUGAAGUUGCUCAGUUCCUGCUCCAGAACUCAGCACAAGUGGAUGCCAAGGCUAAGGAUGACCAGACACCUUUACACUGUGCAGCCCGUAUGGGCCACAAGGAGCUUGUCAAGCUGCUCCUUGAGCACAAGGCCAGCCCUGACUCAGCUACAACUGCAGGUCACACACCUUUACACAUUGCAGCACGUGAAGGACAUGUCCAGACUAUUCGAAUAUUAUUGGAUGCUGGAGCGGAGCAAAUAAAGAUGACAAAGAAAGGUUUCACUCCCCUCCAUGUGGCCUCCAAAUAUGGAAAGGUAGAUGUGGCUGAACUCCUUCUGGAAAGAGGAGCAAACCCAAAUGCAGCUGGGAAGAACGGUCUGACACCCCUUCAUGUGGCCGUCCAUCACAACAACCUGGAUGUUGUUAGACUCCUGGUCAGCAAGGGAGGAUCUGCACACAGCACUGCCCGAAAUGGAUACACUCCCCUUCACAUAGCAGCCAAGCAGAACCAGAUGGAGGUGGCCAGCUGUCUUCUUCAGAAUGGGGCAUCACCCAAUUCUGAGUCCCUCCAAGGCAUCACGCCCCUACACCUGGCUUCACAGGAGGGACGGCCUGACAUGGUGGCUCUGCUCAUUUCCAAACAGGCCAACGUAAAUCUUGGAAACAAGAAUGGACUGACUCCUCUGCAUCUUGUGGCCCAGGAGGGUCAUGUGGGCAUCGCAGACACUUUGGUCAAACAGGGGGCAUCUGUUUAUGCUGCUUCACGUAUGGGCUACACACCCCUUCACGUGGCCUGUCAUUAUGGCAACAUCAAGAUGGUGAAGUUCCUUCUGCAGCAGCAAGCUCAUGUGAACGCCAAGACAAGGAUGGGCUACACCCCUCUGCACCAGGCAGCCCAGCAGGGCCACACAGAUAUUGUCACACUCUUGCUGAAACAUGGAGCCCAACCCAAUGAGAUCACCUCGAACGGCACGUCUCCCCUGGGCAUUGCUAAGAGGCUGGGUUACAUCUCUGUCAUUGAUGUGCUCAAGCUGGUAACCGAGGAGUCUGUUUCUGCGAUCACGACAGAGAAGCAUCGGAUGAGUUUCCCCGAAACUGUAGAUGAGAUUUUGGAUGUUUCAGAGGAUGAAGGGGUUGCCCAGCUAACGUUAGGAGACGAGUUGCUGGGGAUGGACGGAGCUCGCUAUUUGAAGCUUGAUGAUUUUAAGGACCAGGAUGAUGACUUUCUCUCCCCAAAGAAGACCCUCAGAGACUUUGAGGGCGGCAUGGGCACCACUCCAUAUUCUCCUGCCAUUCCCAGGAUCCCCUGUGUGUCACCAGAGACAGUUAUGCUGGAUCAGCAGACUCCCGUCCCCUUGCCAAAAGAAUAUGAUGAAGAUUCUCUUAUCCCAAGCAGUCCAGCUACUGAGACUUCAGACAAUGUCAGCCCUGUAGCCAGCCCUAUUCACACUGGCUUCCUGGUGAGUUUCAUGGUGGAUGCUCGAGGGGGCUCCAUGCGAGGCAGCAGGCACCAUGGACUACGAGUGAUCAUCCCUCCCCGAACCUGCGCUGCACCGACGCGUAUCACUUGCCGUCUCGUUAAACCCCAGAAACUGACCACGCCUCCUCCACUAGUGGAGGGCGAGGGCCUCGCUAGCCGGAUCAUCUCCCUGGGGCCGUCCAGUAUGCAGUUCCUUGGACCAGUGAUAGUAGAAAUCCCUCACUUUGCCUCACUGGGACGAGGAGACAGAGAGCUUGUGGUGCUCCGCAGUGAGAACGGCUCAAUCUGGAAGGAACAUCGCAAUCGCUAUGGCGACGAAGUACUGGAAACUAUUCUGAAUGGCAUGGAUGAAGACUUGGAGAGCCAAGAGGAGCUGGAGAAGAAGAGAAUCCGUCGAAUCAUCUCCACUGACUUCCCCCUCUACUUUGCAGUAGUGUCUCGCAUACAGCAGGAGAGUGAUCUCAUUGGUCCAGAGGGCGGUCGGCUGACCAGUAAGCUGGUCCCCCAAGUUGAGGCAAUCUUCCCUGAGACUGCUGUCACCAAGAGAGUGAGGCUGGGACUGCAGGCACAACCAAUCCCUGAUGAACUGCUGACCAGGCAGCUUGGUAACCAGGCCACCUUCAGCCCAGUGGUUACCAUCGAACCUCGGCGACGCAAAUUUCACCGUCCAAUCGGAUUGCGCAUUCCUUUACCACCGUCGUGGAGGGAGAGCCCUCGUGAUGCUGGCGAGGGUGAUACCACCAGCUUGCGUCUUCUCUGCAGUGUCAUUGGUGGAACAGCACCAGCUCAGUGGGAGGACAUCACUGGAACCACCAAGCUGAUGUAUGCCAACAACUGUGCCAAUUUUACCACCAAUGUGUCUGCAAGAUUCUGGCUGGCAGACUGUCCACGUACGGCGGAGGUGGUCACCUUUGCCAACCUGCUGUACAGGGAGCUAAUGGCAGUCCCAUAUAUGGCCAAGUUUGUUAUUUUUGCAAAGAUGAAUGAGGCACGUGAGGGACGCCUGCGUUGUUACUGCAUGACAGAUGACAAGAUGGACAAAACUCUGGAGCUGCACGAGAACUUCACCGAGGUGGCCCGGAGUCGAGACAUUGAGGUGCACACAGGGGCAAGGCCACAGAAAGCCAGCUUGUUAAGGAGCGCAGUUGAACGUGUGAUUCAUUUUAAGUUCUCUAAAAAGUGGCGGCAUCGUUGUGUGGUGGUUAGCACUGGUUCCUCAGACCAAGAAGGUCCUGGGUUUGAAUCAUACUGUGUAAAGCAGGGGUCCCCAACUAAAAUAACAGGAGGUUCACUACCUCCAUCAUCCAAUCAAUCUGGGUUCCGAACACUUUAAAUGACCCAACAAAAAUAUUUUCUUUCAUUUCUAUUUAACAUUUAAUUAACAAUAUAGACUUUUGCCUUGUAACUACUGAUCAAUCAUUCAUAUGCCAUUAAAUCAUCUCCUGAACCGAAAAGUGCGAUCCAGUUCAAGUACUAAUAUUAAACAAAAAACUAUUUAACAAUAAAAUCACGCAAUAAUCUUUACCACAUCUAUUGCACAUAACCCAACAUUAAGGUGUCUUGAUGCAUGCUCAAUCAUCCAGGUAAAUCC
This is a messenger RNA of Neolamprologus brichardi, 5155 nucleotides long. Lineage: Eukaryota; Metazoa; Chordata; Actinopteri; Cichliformes; Cichlidae. The record is from RefSeq and is a predicted model, not a curated record.